AUGGCUUCCUCACCCAGCACAGAACAAAGUGAAGAUAAGAAAAUUGAAGAGGAUGAAGGCAAAGAUGGAAAAAAUUAUGAAUGUCAAAUGAUAGAUGUGUACAGAGAGAAUCCUUUGGACGGCCUGACUUUGAAGAAGGAUCCCUGUGAGAUCACGAGAAAGAGUAUUUUGUCAUCAAAGUCUGGGGAUGACAUUUCAGAGACAAAGUCACAGUCAAUUUACAUGAACGAUGGAGAUAAUGGUGACUCAGAAAUGAAAGAUGCUGACGCGAGUGAUUCUGUGUGUUUGAAUGAUGGUUUUGUGACACCAUCAGAACAUGGUCAUGCAAAUCAUGACAAGAACAGUUUACGGCAAGACAUAGAACUGAUGGAGACUAAACCCAGUAGCAAAAGUUCGUCACAAAUAACUCACGAUGAUGAGUUGAUCAAUGGAGAAAAUGACCUACAGGAUGAUAAAGAUGAAGUAAUGUCUGUUGAUAAAGAUGAACCCUCUGCCACAGAAGCACACAGUACAUUGACAUUAAAUUCUGGUGCUAAUCUGGAAGCGGUCAGUUCCAACGACUUCGGUCAUGCUGGAUCGCCUGCCACUAAACGAGUGUCGACAGAUGAUGAUGAUGACGAGUCUCCGAAACCAAAGCGUCACACCCCAGACAGAUCAGGCGAAAAGACAGACAGUGAAGAUACAGUGCAUAAUAAGAAAGAUGCAAAUGAGGCGAACUCAACAGACCCGGACCAAUCAAAAGAGCUGCCAAGUCUUAGUUCAGACAGUGAUGAUGACGACAUCAUUUCAACGCCUGCUGGUCAACGGCAACUUUCCAGACGGAGACGCCUUCGACGAAGACGGUAUCCGAGACAAAGAUUCAGCUCAGAUGACUCAGACACCACAGGUGAGGAUGACACUAAUGAUGGAGUGAAAAAUACGGAUGAAGAUGAUGAUAAAGAGUCAGAUGAAGAAGUUCGAAAAGCAAUUUCGGAAAUUCUGAACAAGCCGUGUCCAAAACCCAACUGGUAUGCUGUGCCGGAGUUGAGAAAGCGAGAAUAUGGUUAUGGAUCCCACCAGGAUUCCAGCAGCUUUGUGGAACAUGUUCAAGGAAGCCUUCACAUGGCCAGGAAGUUGGUGCUGAAGGAGUCCAUGAAGGGUCAUGAGGGUUGUGUCAAUGCCCUCAGUUUCAACCGAAUAGGAACCCUUCUGGCAAGUGGCUCUGAUGAUCUGAACAUCAUCUUAUGGAACUGGCAGCGAGCCAGACCUUCGCUCAUCUACGACAGCGGUCAUCGCAGCAAUGUCUUUCAGGCCAAGUUUAUGCCCUUCAGUGGAGACUGCCAUGUGAUCAGCUGUGCCAGAGAUGGCCAGGUCCGACUUGCUGAGCUGUCAUUAACUGGAGUUUGUAAAACAACACGCAAACUGGCACAGCAUAGAGGGGCUGCUCACAAGCUGGCCCUAGAGCUGGACUCGCCCAAUGUCUUUCUCAGCUGUGGCGAGGAUGCUGUAACCUACUUAUUUGACCUCAGAGAAGAGAAGCCUCACAAAUUGGUAACAACAAAGGAGAAUGAUAAAAAAGUACCUUUGUAUUCCAUACACUCAAAUCCUUGUGACUCCAGGCAGUUCUGUGUGGGAGGCAGAGAUCACUACAUCAGAGUAUAUGAUAAAAGAAAGAUUUCAGAGGAUAUUGAUGGAGGAGUUCUGAAAAAGUUCUGUCCAGACCACCUGAUCAACAGUGAAGUCAAGGCUAAUGUCACAUGUGCUUGUUACAACUACAAUGGAACUGAAAUCCUUGGCUCCUAUAAUGAUGAGGAUAUUUACCUCUUUGACAAUACAAUGUCUGACGGAGCCAAUUAUAUCCACAAAUACACGGGACAUCGCAACAAUGCAACAGUAAAAGGAGUGAAUUUUUAUGGCCCUAAGUCGGAGUUUAUCAUCAGUGGCAGUGAUUGUGGUCAUGUCUUUUUCUGGGAGAAGCACACAGAGGCAAUCAUCAACUUUCAAGAGGGCGAUGAUGCUGGCGUGAUUAAUGUGCUUGAACCCCACCCUACUCUGCCCGUUCUGGCCACUAGUGGACUUGACCAUGAUGUCAAGCUGUGGAUGCCCUCUAAUGAGAUGCCAAAGAUGGACUUGGAUGUGUUGAAGAAGACAUUAAAGAGAAAUCAUAAUGAACGGACUUUGGAGAGGGUUUCAUCUGAACCUGAGAUGAUUGGCGGACAGAUGUUGUGGUUCAUUAUGCAUCAUUUCAGAAACUCGGCCAGAAGACGGAUGCGAGAGGAAGGUCAGGUUCUGUCAACAUCAGACGAUGACGAGAAUGAGAGCCACUCUGAAGGUUCCGACACUAAUGAGAUGCAGUGUGCCCAGUCGUAG
Messenger RNA from Candidula unifasciata, 2349 nucleotides. NCBI's taxonomy places the organism in Eukaryota, Metazoa, Mollusca, Gastropoda, Stylommatophora, Geomitridae. The record is from the annotation of a GenBank genome assembly.